GCGGAAGGUUAUUACACGUUUAAAUAACAAUUCUUGUAAUUCUCGUAGUUAAAAUUGUUUAAUUACUAAAGUCCCUGAUUUCCUAGCUUAAAUUAUAUUUAUCUGUAAGAAUUUAAUUACGUAUAUAGUGCAAUAUAAAUAAUUCAGUGCAUUAGCCAGUCAUCAUUGCAGCACCUCAUUCUUGGAUAGCAGAAAUCACGACACCACAUAAAACAAGAUAAAAACGCUGAUUUUCAAAACCUACGACAUACACAAAAAAUUACGACGAAGAAAAAAUAGACUAAAAAAGUCCGUAAGACUCAAAACUGCGUGUGAUAUUAAUUUAAUUAAAAAGUAUUUAUUCUGACUGCAUUUAGAAUUUAGAAUUCGCUAUUUAAAAAAUCCGCCAUUUAGAACUCGCCAUAGACUAAGGGAACAGAUAAAAAAGAGGCAGGAAAGGAAAAAGGCUGGAUCAAAGGAGGCUGUAUGCGAUAAAAUCGGACAGUAAAAUGAAAGACAGUAUGAAAUCCUGCGAACACACGAUAUCAGAGGAUGUCGUGUACAAAGAAGUUGUUGUUAUCGGCAAUGGCCCCAGCGGCAUGGUGACGUCAUUCAUGCUGGCCGGCAACGUGCCCUACUUGAAGGACAUACCUGAUGACCUGCCCAUUGACGAAAUGCUUAGAGCCAGAUUAUCAAACGUGCCCAAAGGACAGAGUUUGUACGAGACAGACCUCAUUGAACUCGCUGAGGGACUUGAAGGAAGAAGCCAUAACCCCAUACCUCUGCUGAUGGACAAUUUGCUAAGACCCUGCGCAGAUAUGGGAAUACAGGCAGACUCAUUAAUUGAGUGGAAGUUUGACAUAGAGAAACAGAUAUCGCACAUAGUGCUAGGUCGCGGUCCGCCGGGCGGCGCGUGGGCGACGUUCCCGGCGGGAGUGCGCACCCUGUCCCCCGGCGCCUGGCUCGCGCUGCCGCCGCACGCGGGCGCCGGCGCCGCCCGCCUCACUGCGCGGGCGGUAGCUGCCUACUGCCGGCGGUAUGUCGCCGCGUGUAAGCUGCAGAAAUUCUUCCGGUCGGGCGUGACGGUGACGAGCGUGACGCGACUGCCGCAGCCGGCGCCGCGAUGUCACAACACUAACUGCGCACUCAACGCACAGUUCUGCGUCACCGGCUACGACACAGCAUCAGGCUCCCCGCUGCGCUACGUGUGCUCGCGCGUGGUGGUGGCGUGCGGCGGCGGCGACCGCCCCAACGCGCUGGCGCCGCACCUCGCCGCGCAUGCGCUGCACACGCUCUCGCAUCUAGAACGAGCCGUCACGCUGCUUACUACGCACGUACCGACAGCAUCAGUGCUCAUAGUAGGGUCCGGCGUGUCGGCGGCGGACGGCGUGUGGCUGUCGCGGCGAGCGCGCCUGCGCGUGCGCCACGUGCACCGCGCGCCCGCCGACGCGCUGGCCCGGCUCGACCCACUCGCGUACCCGGACUACUGUCAGGUAUACAAGAUGAUGUGUGACGGCCCCGCGGGCAACCACAACAAUUACACGCCAUACCCCGAGCACAGCAUCGUAGACAUCACGCCGGAGCCCAACGACCCGCACAAACUCCACGCCGAUCACGCUGAGGACCUCUGCCUCUCACUCAAGAGGGUCAAGCUCCUCAACGUCAACACCAACCAAAUCACAGAGGUCAAGGUCCACUUAAUCGGAGUCUACAUCGGAUCCAAACCAGACCUCUUCUUCCUACAAACAAACUACCUCGACUGCAUCAACAUCAAAAUCGACUGCACAAAAUGCAUCGACCAAACAAAAAUCUCACAAAGAAAAAUCGAAGAAAAACAAUGUUUCCUCAAAAACCACUGGCAUUUCAUCAAAUCUAUGCUCGGACAAAGCAUUCAAAGCUGCAAAUCCAGAUAUUUAAAUUAUUCAGAAAUUAAUGGCAACACUGACACAAAAUGUGUGUUACCAGACUGUAACAAAAGGCCCAAAGACAAAGACAGUGAAAUCAUAGACAAAUGUCAAAUCAUUCCAUACUCGGAUGAGGAGAAAGUUAAAUGUACUUGUGAUGAAUUGAGUCCUUAUUCUGCAGGUUUAGGUUUUGGUCUUGAUCCUAAGAAACCUGUGGACGGUAGGAAUAAUCCUAUAGCUAUAGAUAAAUCUACGCAUGAGAUCUUGAAUGGUCCGGAAGGCAUGUACGCGCUGGGGCCGCUGACUGCAGACAACUUCAUGCGGUUCAUCCCGGGCGGAGCGUUAGCGCUCGUAUCGCACAUGCAUCAGAACAAAUACUGACUUGCCAUAACCAGUAAUGUGAUUGCAAUACUUAAUUUGUUUUUUUUUACACAAUAAAUUAUUUUUUAUACCCUGUC
This is a messenger RNA of Helicoverpa zea (corn earworm), 2341 nucleotides long. RefSeq names its product oxidative stress-induced growth inhibitor 1-like. NCBI's taxonomy places the organism in Eukaryota, Metazoa, Arthropoda, Insecta, Lepidoptera, Noctuidae. The transcript has 10 exons. The record is from RefSeq and is a predicted model, not a curated record. The coding region runs from base 489 to 2264 and encodes 591 amino acids.